GAGCAGAUAUUGCCUAGCGCUGCUCCAUCCACAUCGCAUCAGCUCGGUCACAUUCCACCCACAUUAUCAACGUUGCAUUUGUCUUCGACUAGGCUGCUGCAUCCGUACCCGAGCGGCUCAGAUACACCCCAGCAGCGGGUUAUGUCCGCAGCCAGGUGGGCUACGCGCGCAUUUGACCGGCACCAGCUAGAGCCACAACAGCUGGGCCACAUCAGCAACCGCUGGGCGGGUUCCGUCUUCGCGGUCGAAAGUGACACGUGCGGAUGCCCUUGGAUCCUGCGUCGACAGGAAUCCGGCCGCUGUCUCCACGUCCUGCGCUACGCUGCUCGUGUCCCAUGGUAGUCCACCCCUCUCCUAGCCCCCACCAAUAAACUUGCUCCCCUUCUGCCGGAGCCCCGCUUCCGCAGAUUCCCAGAAACCUCUGCUGCCGUUUGCCGCUGGAAUGGGCUGUCGGCUUUCCGGCGUGUGGCUCAGGGAUGGCAUGGAGGGAAACGAGCAGGACCUGUCCCAUGUUAGCCAAUGGCAUGAACUCCAGACCCUUGGCAGCUACGGGCAGACAAUCGUGCAGAUGGAGGAGCAGAGGGGGACCUCGGACUGCAGUACUCAGACAGAACGCCUAUGGGAAACCCUUAGGGGCCAGGGGAUCAUAAAGAGUCCCACCCCGCUCCUGCAUACCUGCACCGACAGGGCCUGCUGCAGUCAUGUGCUUCUGUCAGGUGACCACUACCUCCCCACGAUCUCUCAAGACAUAGACGCCCCGUACAGUCUGCCGUACCAAGAUCCCAGGCAGCUGAGUGCGAUACCAAAAGGGCAGCACUGUCUCAUGGGUUGCUGCAGCGCCAAUCUGGAAGAACCUGUCCCUUUCCUGACACAGCCAGAGAGUGGAGAUGUGAUGCUAGAGCCCCCUACUGCACACCAGCUGCUCCUUCAUGAGCUGGAUAGCGGCCUGGGUUGCACUGAUGGCAGCUUCCAGCAGGGGGAUCUGUCUGGAAUGGAGACGGAGGAGGAUGGCAUGGAGGAUGGCACCAGCCACUUCGGUUCCUCUUCGUCCGAGUCCUUCAUCUCGUCUGAGCUCAGCGACUCCGGGUUCUACAGCGUCAGGACGGGCGAGUUCCGCCGCUUCCAGAGGCUGCUGGAGAAAAAGAUCAAGCUGUACCGUGCCAGGAUGGGGCCACACAGGGAGUCCCAGUGCAGCCGCAGGGAGCUGGAGUCAAUCCCUGAGACACUAACCUUGCAAGCCCUGGAAGUAUACCACUCCCCUGGUGCACACCAGAGAUGCCCAGCUGGGGGGACCUUACCCAGCAUCAGGAGUCCCGAAAGCCCCUGUUGUAACCGAAACAGCCCUACGGCGGUUCCACCAGUGUGCUGCAACCCAUCCUGUCAGCAGAGAGUUCCACCCCAGCAUGCCCCCAAGGGUCUCAUGAGAAGGAGUAGCACCCUGCACUGCUGCACAUGCCAGGUUAGUGACAGGAGGAGAGCAAGCCACCCCAUAUCAGACUGCUACGUCAACUCCGCGAUGCACCGCUGCCCCAGGGUCAGCGCAGAACUCCCUCAUGGAGAAGAUCUGGCCCAAAGAAGCCAGAAACACUGGAAGGUCAGCGUCAUGCAGCAAGAAAAAGAUCAACAGAGUGUUUUGCCUGGUGCAGGGUGCAGCGGUGAAGGCCCCCAACCUAGCAGCUCUGAGGUGGUGAGCAGGGCUCCUUCAAACCAGUGGUCAGAGCAGUGGUUUCACACGAUAGGACACUCGCAGGACAUCCACGAUACUUGGCCAAAAUCUGUGAACCGCUGCAGAGUGAGGGCAGGACCGUACAGCACCCUGGACAGCCACUCUCCCUUCCCAACGAAAAGCACGAGCAGCAACCCCCGAGCUCUGCGCAACCAGCUUCUCCGUGAACGUGCGUCGCAGCUGGCGGACGAGCGCGGCGGUGUCACAACCGAUGAUGAGACCCACGGCGAGGCGACAGCCGGUCGCUACUGCAGCCGGACCGAGCGGCGGCAGCAGCUGCAGCUGGCGCGGGAGCAGCGGCUGCAAGCGCUGAGCCGCGGUGCCGGAGCGGCGGGGCCCAACGUCCUGCUGGAGCUCAGCCACCGCAAGCUGAGUCGCCUGCGGAACCACAAGAUGCUGGACGACUGGACUACAGUGCAGGAGCUGCUGACCCACGGAACUAGGAUGGGCAGCAGGGAGGAUGUUCUCUGCCCUGGAUCGCUGCUGUCCGUGACCACGGUGUAACCGGUCAAAGUGAACCUCUGACUUUAUGCAAGUCAGCAAGUCCAUCAACACAACAGCUCUUUUCUUCUGAAUUCGACGCACUGAAUUUCCUACGAAAUAUGCUGCAACACAGAUAAUUUAUGAGGGGCCAGUGUUUGAGUUUCUAUCGCCUUGAAGCACAGGCUUGUCUGCUCUCUAAUGAAAGAUUUGAACCCACCAGUUAAGAGAGACUUUCAACCAGGGCAAGAACAUUCUGUUCACGGUAUUUUAUACUCUUUCACAGCAAUGUCCUGUUGUGACUGAUUUAUUUGUACUGAUCCUGAUAUAAAAAAAUAUAAUUUCCUGCAUUAUUCACAAUUCAUCUGAAGAUGUUUUGGUAAUUGCAUUAGCUGUUUUUCACGAGAGAGGCUGAACCUAUAUUUGCAUACCGAUGUAAGUUUACAGUGGUUUUCAGUCUGUCAUAUCUCCUAUCCUCUCUGUUAAGCUAUAUAUUUUAAGUAAUUUUUUUCCUGCUCGCAAGACACCAAGAUCUGUCAGAUCUAUUUUUAUUACGCUACAAACGCAUUCCAUCACACUAAAUAUUUGGAACCAGAAUUGUUUACACUUGAAGCUGUGUUUACUGGUGAAAACAUUGCUGGAAGACAGGUAGAUGUGAAGGUAUUUUUAGCCAUGCUUUGUGGUCUCCUGUGAUGUUCAAGCUUCUCGGGCCCCACAGAAAGUGAUAAUGAGAAUGGCUGUCAUAUGCUGUGAAAGAACGGGAUUCAUUUGCAGUACAUAACAGAAUUUAUCCUCAAAUCAACAUCUUCAGAUGAAGAACAUUACAUCUACACUUUUCCAAAUCUGCAAAUUACGUAGGACUAAACCAGCCUUGACUUGAGAACAUUUUCCACUAUGGAUCUAUGGCCAUAGUUAGUCCAGUUCACCCCUUUGGUGGAAACAGUCUC
Scleropages formosus (Asian bonytongue) is the source of this 3153-nucleotide messenger RNA. RefSeq lists its product as uncharacterized. The transcript has 5 exons. The coding region runs from base 443 to 2230 and encodes 595 amino acids. The record is from RefSeq and is a predicted model, not a curated record. Lineage: Eukaryota; Metazoa; Chordata; Actinopteri; Osteoglossiformes; Osteoglossidae.